Messenger RNA from Thyridium curvatum, 765 nucleotides. RefSeq lists its product as uncharacterized. Bases 1 to 765 code for a protein of 254 amino acids. The record is from RefSeq and is a predicted model, not a curated record. Gene Ontology annotation, biological process: regulation of DNA-templated transcription. Lineage: Eukaryota; Fungi; Ascomycota; Sordariomycetes; Thyridiales; Thyridiaceae. The transcript has 2 exons. Gene Ontology annotation, molecular function: DNA-binding transcription factor activity.
AUGUCCUCUUAUCAAUACAGCGCAGCCUACGAUUCACCUCGCGGCUCGAGGGACAGAUAUCAAGACGAGCUGGAAGACACUGGUGAUCUCGAAACGCCAGUCCAGACCAAAGCUCCCUCGAUUCCCACCAUCUCGGUCACCUCGCCGGCCAAGAAAUCGAGAAAGUCACGGCGGCACUCCGAUUCGGACACGGAGACGCAACCUGCUCAAAUGUCUUCGCGAAGCUCCAAGCACCAUUCGAGCUCGAGCAGCUCGAGCUCGAAGAAGCACAGCUCUUCGUCUAAAUCCAAGUCCAAGGCCAAGGCCAAGCCUGAGCUGACAGAUGACUGGACCGACGUCACUGUGCCGGAAGAACGAAGACGCAUUCAGAAUCGGAUUGCUCAGCGCAAGUUCCGCGAGAAGGCUCGUGAGCAGAAAGAACAGGCUGAGCGCGAUCAGCGCAACCAAGACCUCGCGGGAAGCAGUUACCACAUCCCAGAGCCCGAGGACCUUGGCCCCGACGACGAGCAGCUGUCGGGCCUCCCCUGGGGCGGACCCAGCAUGCAGUAUGUCGUAGCUCGAGGCCACGAGAGUGCCAGCCAGCAAGGCAGCAGGCGCGCAUCUGACCAUGUCUUCGGUGACACACCCACGUACAUGAACCCAUACGGCGGCAUGUAUCAGGGCUGGGAUGGGCAGGGCAGCAGCGGGGCUGAGGAGAUGGGCUACGAGGAGUCUUCGCCCUACUACGACUACUACGACACGAGCGGAGCGAGCUCUAGCCGUUAG